UUGUGGCAAAAUGGAACAUUCCAGGAGUGAUUUUUUCAGAGUUUUAAAAAGGCAAGUUAAAAACAUUGUGUCUUAUCAGUAGGACUUAAAUGUUUCUUUUAAAUCUGGAAAACACUGUGGAAAAAUUCUCAGACCCACUUGGUUUGUUUGUAGCCAGACUGGAUUAGAUGACAAAUUUUGAAGGGUGGCUCCUGAAGUCAUUUUCCCUGGCUCUCACUAAAUUGUAGCAGGGUGAUCAGAGAGAUUUUUACUGUUUUACUUUUCCUGGGCUCCAGGGCCAGCAGUGUCCCCCAGAGGUGCUGCAGUGACCCAGCUUGGGGCAGGAACCUGCUCUGCUCUGCUCUCUCUCAGAGCUGCAGCGUUGUGCAGCCUGUUUUGUGCUCAGGUGAUUCAUGGCCAUUCCUUCCAGGUGAGCAUCCCAACCUCUGCUUUAUGGAGUCAUUGCCUGCUCCUUCCACAUCCCAAAUAUCUUGAGGAUACCUGACAGCAGAUUCCAGGUCAGGGAUAGGAUUUAGGAUGUGCUCGGCGUGGUUUUCUGGGCUCAGAGAUGUCAGGGCUGAUUGUGAAUCCUGAAUUUCUGUGUCUGCCCAGUGCAGAGCUCUCAUCCCAUCCUCCCUGAUGGAAUUUAUCCCGUUUUUCCCAGAAAGGAGCCUUGGCAGGAUGGAUUCCCCAUCCCUGGAGGUGUCCAAGGAAUGUCUGGAUGUGGCACUCAGUGCUCUGGGCUGGGGACAGGGGGGUGAUGAAUCAGUCACAGGUUGGAUUUGAUAGCCUUGAAAUGCUUUUCCAACUCCAGUGGUCCUGGGAUUUUUAAGUGAGGACUUCCAAGAAAAGGUUUUAAGAAAUUGUAUUUUAUUCUUUUCAUGCUGUGGUAACUUUUAACCUAAGAACAGCAGAGAAUUUGACUUUAAAUUUAGCAAGUAGACCCCCGAAAAAUGGAGAAUAGUCUUCUAAAAAUCAAUUUACUUUUAAAAAAUUUUAUAAACUUUUGAAUAAACUUUAUGUGAAAAGUUAAAUAUUGGUGAAAUCAGGUUUUAAACUUGGGACUGUGCACUUUUUGCAGGUCUUCCUUAAAACUUGGUGCUUCUGUCAUAACCCUGUGUUAAAACAGAGUGAACUAAAGGCACUCAAGAUUUUGGCUGCAUUAUCAUUUUGGGGCAUAGAGAGUUCCAAAUAGCUUGUGAAAUCUUCAGUUUAUAAACUUCAUUAAUUACUUGAAAUGGUGAUGAGUUUUUUUAAUGGUUCUUGAUUAAAAAAAAACCAAAAAAACACACGAAACAAAAAAGCUCCCAAAAAUGAUCCACAAAAACCUGUGUUCUGUGCUGCUUUUUUUGGGAAAUGCUUUGAAACUGGGAUACAGGUGUCCCAGAAAAUGUCAGGAAUUUGGGUUCCACACCUUGCUCCCUGCUGCUGUGUCUCAGGUUCUGGUAUAGAUUGCUGAACAAGCCCCUGGUAGGAAAAAAGAAGCAAAAAUUCCCCUUCCUAAUUCAAAAUAUUGGAGUAAAAAACCCUCACUGAAGUAAUGAUUAUUGUGGCUUUAUCUAGGAUUUUUUAUUAUGAGUUCCUCUAGGAUUAUUUAUGAGUUUCUAAGAAGUUUUUAGGGAGAGAAAAGAUCUGGAAAUUCCUCAAGCAGCCCCCAACAAAACCCUCCUGGCUUUAUGAGGCUGGGAAAGAGUUUUUAAUAAGACGAGAACGGUAAUUAACCCACGGAAUCUCUUUGAAGAAGCUUCCAAAUAAAUCCUCCUUGUGCUGGGAUGAGAAUCAUUUUCCCAAAUCAAUCUCAAACUUCAACCUGUGAGCAUUUCAUGUGGGAUUUAUUUUCCAUCCCCAAGGAAUCAGGAAUUGGGCACUUUUCCUGCUCCCUUCGCUCCAUUCCCGGAGCGUUCUGCCGAGGCAGGAACAUUUUCCAUCCCAGCUCGGAGUGGGAGCUGCAUGGAAUUACUGCCAGUGGAAACUAUGCUGCAAGAUCCUGGCCACAGCAGCUGCCCUGCUCAGCUCAGCUGGAUUUUCCAUGCUCCUGGUAAUUAGCAGAGGGAAGCUGACUAAUUGCUGACGUCACCUCUUUCCAGUCCCGCUUAUAUUUUGUUCCCGACUCCCUCGGAGCGUGCAGGAAUUCCCUGUCACACUCGGGAUGCUCUGAGAGCUUUGGAGUUUUAUUUUUCACCAAGAGCUGGUUUUGCUUUAUAAACUCUACGUGCAGCAGGCAGAGAUCUUGAAAAUCCUGGGAUUUCUGCUGGGUUCCAGCUCCGAAAUGCAUUUCCGUAAUUUCCAUUACAGUUUCAGCUCGCUCAUCGCCUGCCUGGCGGAUGGGGAGAUCUUCACCCAGCCAGAAACAAGGGCUAAAUUUGAAUCCCUGUUCCGACCCUAUGACAGGGACAUCACCUUUCAGUAUUUUAAAAGCUUCAAAAGAGUGAGAAUAAACUUCAGCAACCCUUUGUCUGCAGCAGAUGCCAGGAUCCAGCUGGACAAGACAGAAUUCCUUGGAAAAGAACUCAAACUCUAUUUUGCUCAGACUCUGCACAUCGGCAGUUCCCACCUGGCCCCCCCGAAGCCGGACAAGCAGUUCCUGAUCUCUCCCCCGGCGUCUCCGCCCGUGGAUUGGGAACAAGUGCAGGACGCCACCCCCGUCAUCAACUACGACCUCCUGUACGCCAUCUCCAAACUGGGGCCAGGUGACAAGUACGAGCUGCACGCGGCCACUGCCACCACUCCCAGCGUUGUGGUUCACGUGUGCGACAGCGACAGCGACCUGGAGGGGGACACCAAGAAACCCAAACCCAAAAUCAUCCAGACCCGCCGGCCCGACUUCACCCCCGCCCCCCUCAGCUGAGCUCCCGCGCCUUUUCCAAGGAUUCCGAGGGAAAAUCCCCCAGGGAAGCGGCGCCUCCCGGCUUUGGCGGCGGCGAGGAGGAGAAUUCCAAGCUAAGUUGGCUCCAAAUGAAGGAAUUCCAGGCUCAGUUUGGCUGCCGGGUGUUGAUCCACGAAUUCCCGGAUCCCUGGGAGCAAAGGAUGGGAGAAGGGGACGUUUUGGGACAUCACAGGACAAAACUGGGAUUCUUUUUUUAGGGGGAAAAGCAGCUGGGGGAGGCUUUCCUUGUUGUGAUUCCCAGAAAUCCUCCAGCUGAUGGUUGUGUGGAAAAGCUUGGGAUAACAGGGUUGGAAAAAUGAUGGGAAUUUUGGGAAUUUAACCCUUUUUCUGACACUAGGUUUUGUGCAUGUUUCUUCUUGGUCUUCUAAAGUAAUUUGCUUUUUUUUCUAGAGUUUCUCCCGAAUUUUUGGAAAUCUGGGAAUCAAAUAUUUAUUAUCUCAGCAUCCCAGAAUUCCUCCUGGAUGUGUACAUACAUGAUAUAUUUAUAUUUGGUUUUCUUGGAGCUCCUUUUCCAGCAGGAUCCAAUUCCUCCAGCACCUGCUUUUUGGUGCUCUGGAAAUUGUGCUUUUAAAAUCUGAACCUUGGAAAUUCCUGCAGAAGGUUUUGAAAUUGUGCUUUUAAAAUUUCAACCUUGGAAAUUCCUGCAGAGGGUUUUGAAAUUGUGCUUUUAAAAUCUCAACCUUCGAAAUUCCUGCAGAGGGUUUUUAACCUGGCAAAGCGAUGGAAAAAUGUGCAAUAGGAGAGUUGGUGGAAUUCCAUAGAUUUUAAAUUAUUGGAAGUUCAGGUAAUUUAUAUCUUCAAUAAGAUCUGUUUAGGAGCUUUGACUUUGGGAGGGAAAAGGACUCAAAAAAUGCUGAUGGUGCAUUUUCAGAGCUGGGGUGUUUUGGGGGGAAAAAAAAAAAAAUUGAUGGAGAAACUUGAAUCUGCAUUUUUGGUGAGUAAAGAUUUGAUAGGGAUUGGGAAAAUUCCACCCAGGAAGCAGAGAGGAAAGCUGGAGUGCCUUUUCCUUAUCCAUUCCUACUCCAAGCUGCACACUUGGAUCUUUUUCUACUGAAUAUCCAGAAAUCUGAAUUUUCUGAGCUUUGCUUCCAAACUCAGCUGGGAUGAAACGUUUCUAAAUGCCAAGGAAUGCUGAUUUAAGCACUGGCAAAUGUGGGAGAAGCUUUAGGGUUUUUUUUAUGGCAGUGUUUAAAGGCUCCUAAAUGCAAAUUUCAAAGAAGAAAGAUGGCAGAAAUAUUUUAUUACUGAUUUUUAAACUGGAGAUCCUCACCUUGAAACAGGAUUCAGGAUUUUUGGGAAGAGGUAGGAGUUGCUAUCCAUGGAAAAUACCACUUGGGGGUCCUGGAAAAGGGAUUUUUGAGGCUCUCAUUGUGAUUUUGGGAAUCAAACUGUGGCUCUCUCUUGGUUUGCUUUUGCCACACUUGGUCUGAGGAGUGAUUGAAACAAAUACUGCCUGAAAUUCCUUGUUCUCACCUUGGUUUUUUUUUAAUUAAUAUUUGUUUUAAAAAGAACAGAGCCAUUCCAGGCUGUGGUGCAGGGAAACAGGGUGUUCUGGAAGGCCUGGAAUUCCUGACUGGAACAGAAAUCUGGGCCUAGAGACCAGGAAUACACUGAAUUUUCUGCUCUAGCUUGGAUUGUUAUUCCCUGGGAACUGGAACAAAGCCUGGUUCUGGUGUCUGAGGGGCCCUGGCUCCAUGGGAGCUGUUGGGAAGAGCAGAUUCCAUGGAUUGCUGGAGCUGGACACCCAGGAAAAUCAGAUUAUUUUGGGUUACCCUCAGCUGGCUCCACGUGCUGCAUUCAACACCCAAAAGAAAGGAAUUAAGAGGAGGAAAAACUUGGGAGGUUUGUCACAGCUGCCUUGAAGCCUUUCCAAGACUUUUCCACGUUUCUCAAACGACUGCUGGACUUUUUGUCUCACCACAUCCAGUCCAAAACAUUGGGAAUAAUCCCAGAAAUCACAGCUUGAGUUUGGCAGCACAAACCCAGCUGGCUGCUGCUGUGUUUCCUACAAAAGCAGAGCUGCUUUUCAAUCCAAACCAUCCAAAAAAAAAUCUGAUUUUUGUCAUUUGAAUACCUGAUCCCUGCCUGAGGUGGGAACCACAGAAAUCUUGGAAUGUUCCUGGUUGGAUCUGCCACCUCCUGUCCUCAUGACUCCAGCGUGCUGCUUGCUUUUUUCUGGUUCUUUUAUUUUUGUAAUGUUCCAAUGGAUGCUUAGUUGGUAUUUUAUACACUUGGAUAGCACGGGGCAGAUUGAAAUUAAAAUAUUUUGUUGUCUUCUUGUAAA
This is a messenger RNA of Parus major (Great Tit), 5150 nucleotides long. It is a transcript of the gene RCAN1, whose product is annotated as regulator of calcineurin 1. The transcript has 4 exons. Lineage: Eukaryota; Metazoa; Chordata; Aves; Passeriformes; Paridae. Gene Ontology annotation, cellular component: nucleus; cytoplasm. Bases 2249 to 2827 code for a protein of 192 amino acids. Gene Ontology annotation, biological process: calcium-mediated signaling. The record is from RefSeq and is a predicted model, not a curated record. Gene Ontology annotation, molecular function: nucleic acid binding; calcium-dependent protein serine/threonine phosphatase regulator activity.